UUCGAAGAUAACUAAUGACUUCGUAGCUAUUCAUAACGGUGAAUUAGCUGUACUCGGAGAACUCAAUUUCUUUACUUCGAUUGGGUGGACGGAACCGAAUGGAAAAGUAUUCUAUGGCUGCGGCGGUACCUUAAUCACAUUGAACUACGUAAUGACAGCCGCACACUGUACCAGUUCCGAUAAAUCAGAUUAUGUUCCACCGGACGUCGUCAAGCUUGGUAGCACCAAAUUGAGUCAAACUGAAACGACGGAUAACAAUUCAAAGCCUCAGCUAAUCAGCAUCCGUAGAAUUGUGAACCACCCAGAAUAUAAACCAGCCCGGUCCUAUUAUGAUAUUGCUAUACUUGAAUUAUCACAAAACGCUCGGCCGAGUGAAAACGUUUGCACAGCUUGCCUGUGGACGACACCCACCACUCUACCUCCAAAUAUGAUCGUAAUGGGUUUCGGAACCACAAGGUACGAUGAAGACCAAAGCCCACUUUUACUCAAAGCAUCUGUAGGACCAGUGGAAGUAAGUAGUUGUGCAAGAAAUUUACUUCCAGACCCAUUGUUUCCGAAUGGACUCACUGAUAACCAGUUUUGUGCUGGAGGAAACAAUCGAGACGCUUGCGAGGGUGAUUCGGGAAGACCACUUAUGGUACAGUUAGCUGACUUCGAUAAGCUUGUACCGUACAUUGUCGGCAUAGGCCAUGAUGGAACGAUUGGUGUUUAUUCUAGAGUGGCAUAUUUUUUCGACUGGAUACAGACCGUAACAAACACGUCAUUUAAUCCGUUGGAAUGCGCGAGAAGGUCGGUGUGCCGUGACUAUCUCAAGGAUUUUCACAGUCCAGUUCAACGGCAACAGGCAGCUCCUAGAUACCGAGCUAGUUUACUGCAAGAUGAGCAACCUACCGGAUGUGGAGGCAGUUUGAUUGAUUAUCGCCAUGUGCUGACAUCUGCACAAUGUGUUUUUCGCAAUAUACGACCAUCACACGUGGAAAUUUAUGAUACAAUAGUGGCUAUCACCAAUAUCGUUAUUCAUCCGAGAUACAAUAGGCUUUCGAAGCGAAAUAAUAUAGCUGUCCUAAAACUACAGAAAUUUCUGAAUACGAAUCAUGAAUUUCAAGCAAUUCUUCCGGUUUGUUUGUGGGCUCAAUCAACACUAGACACUGACGAAGUAUAUGUUGCGGGACGUGAUCCCAACUCUGAAUUCAACAAACAUUUAUCGGUUAGAACUAACCUGACGAGAUCGAUACAAUGUAGAGACGAUCAACUUUGUUCUGUACAAACAACUCUAUUGGUUCCAGAAACGUGUCAAUACGAACCUGGUGGAUCCGUUGAUAGUUCCGUAAGUGUUGCGGUUACGCAAACUAGAGUUCCUUACAUCUAUGGUGUCAACAUAGAAGGAUCGGCUUGUGGUGGAGAGCAGGCGGUGUUUAAAACCAUCAAAGUGUUUCCGCAUUACCAUUGGAUUGAAGCGAUCGUACUUAGUAGUCGCAAUGAUGAGAGCUUACUUGUGCAAAACAGCAACACAUCUCAAAGAUCGACUAACAAUCGAAGACGUAUGGGAGGUCGCAUGCGUUUGGCAAAUGGUAGUAGAGGACUCAGGAACGUACGAAUUUUGAGAGAAAGACGAGUAUACUGA
Molecule: messenger RNA, 1624 nt
Organism: Malaya genurostris
Lineage: Eukaryota; Metazoa; Arthropoda; Insecta; Diptera; Culicidae
Product: transmembrane protease serine 9-like
Exons: 4
Coding region: 152-1624 (490 amino acids)
Biological process (GO): proteolysis
Molecular function (GO): serine-type endopeptidase activity
Source: RefSeq, a predicted model, not a curated record